UAUGUAAUCAAGACCCCUUUGGUAAAAAAACAACUUAUACGUCAUUUUUCUGCUGUCAAGGUCUAUAGAAAAGUUGUCAAAGUGUUUUAAUGUGAUUCGAAAAAAAUCUCUCAGAGAAAUUUAAUAGUAAACGUUCCCAAAUUAAGACAAUCAAGAAAUGUAUCGAAAAAUGGUCGGCCCACUGUUUUAAGCAGGAAAUUAAUGUAUUUCGGUUUUUGUUAAGACAGUAGACAGAUAUACCAAGUUUUUUUAGAGAAUAAAAAAGAUGCCAGCAAGGCGUGAAGAUAUGCCGACGUUUGCAGAUCUUCAUCGCAACGAAGCGCUAGAAAUUUUUGCUACUAAUUUAUCGAUGAUAUGGAAAAGAGAAAUAUCUGAAACGUCCACGGCAUCUGGUCAAUCGCCCAAUAACUACAACAAUUACAGGAAACUGGUAAACGACAACCUGUUAAAAUUGAACAGCAACAUCAGCGACAUGUUGACUGAAAGCUUCAAGGGCAUCGAUUCGAUUUGCAGUAAAGUCAGGGAAUGCAUUUCAGACUUUAAUACGCCGGAAAUUUUAGAGGCGGCUGCCAUACAGCCAAUACCGAAUCAUCCAGAAAGCUUCGCCGAUGACAAAGACACUCAACAAAUGAUAGAAAAGCAAAAGCAGGAGCAACUGAAAUAUGCCGAAUUGACGAAAAGGUACGAGGGAUACAGGCAAAGGCUCCGCGCUGAAGGAGGUUUACCACCGGAACUAGACGCAAAUUUAUUUAACAAGAAGGAUGAGGUCAGAAUGGUGCAAGAGGUACCUAUGGUUGAAAAUGAAAAUACGAUUAUUAUGGAAGGGAUUCCUAAACAAAAUGAAUCUGGAUGCGAGUUAGAAAGUGGUGCUUUAUUAGUAAAAUCAAACGUAGCUCAGGAAGACGAAGAAUUAGAACAGAAUGCAGAAAUCAACACGUCUAAAACAGACGAAAAAAAUACUGAUGCACUGAAGCCUGACAAUCUUAGCGAAAUUGCCGAAUUGUCGAUAACAGAAAACGUAAACAUUGUAGAACCAAAAAUCCAAAAACUCAAAAGAUCUAUAUCGAAAAGUAAACUGGAGAGACCCAAGAAACGUUUACGCAGAAGGUCUUUGGAGGAGUACACUCAAGCUGUCAAAAAAGAGGUCGAUAAUGCAGAUUUUGAAUCGCUCCAAGUAAUCAUUCAAAAUUUGACAGAACGGAUCGAUAUGCUAAGCACGGAGACGUUGAACGAAAAGUGCGAGAAAAUAAAUAAACCAGAAGAAUCCAAGGAGGAAGAUUAUCCUGAGGAUCCUCUUAAAAGAUGUACUUUUGCUUUCUCCAAAUCAAACGAAAGAGAAACAAUAGACGAUCUAUUUGUGUCCACAACUAACAGUAUCAGAGAACUUUUGAGCGCAGCUUUGUCCAAAGCGCUCGAGGGACAACCAGUUAAACGCGGAAAGCCCAGGUUGAACCUCACAGAAGUUCACCACCGGCCGGCGUUUACCAAUCUUCAUAAAAAGCUGCUGUUGCAAGCUGAUACGAGCGAGAGUUUCCUGUCUUUGCAACGUUUAAUGGCCAAGCACAAGGUGAAGAACAGCAUAAUCGAUAGGGUGUUUUCCAAACUCAAAAUUCCGCUCUUGGUUAGCUGUUCUUCAGAGUCUCUAAAAGAAGAGGAAUCUAAAAUGUUUGAACCCCCGGAUCUAAACUUCCAAGACUCUGAAGAUGAUCAAAUAUCCGAUUUGUCUGCCAAAUACGCCGACAGUCUAUACUUUAACGAAAAAAAUAUGUUUAAAUCUUCGAAAGUCCACCUAACACCACAACCGAGUCAUAGAUCUAAAAAAUCUAUGUCGAAUUAUUCAUCUUCUGUAGUGGGUAUGGAGGGGAAUACAGAAAAGGUCAGCCCUACAGCAACAACACUAAAACUCAACGGAACGUGGCAAUCUAAAUUGAAAAAAUCCACACCCAAACUGAUCGACAGCGGCAAAUCCAGAAACAAGAAUUACUUUAAAUCGGGAUCAAGUUCGCUAAACAUGAGUUCUCCGAAGCAGAGAAGCUACAAACGAAAUUCAGAAAUGACGCCCGGGAAGAAGAGGUACGAUAAUAAGGAAAACAUUUUCGGGACUCUCGUUGAGAGAAACCAGAGCUUGUUCAGUCUACCGAACACAAAGUCUAGCGGUAGCAGCGUCAAUGUGGGUUUGAAAAGUAGAUCGACUGUAGUUAGAAGUGCUCUAAGCAAAGAGAACAUGAAUGAUCCUACAAAGACUGCGCCAUGUGAAGAUGAGGAUCUCGGGCUGACUGAAGAGGCGGCAUGUUUUUCGUGCUCUGAGAGACCAGCAUGUCAAUGUGGAGUUACGAAUAGCAGUAAUGCUAAUGAUGACAAAACCGCUGAUAAAACUAAAUACCACUGGAUGCGUCCCAGAAACGAUAUGCAGAUGCGUAUAAGGGGCCUGGACUACCUCGACAUUUUGGACGACCUCACGCACAAGGAUCUGUUACCGUUGCGUUCUGAAUACCCCAGGAAGGACUUGGUGGACGAUGAAGAGCUUGACCUCGACCAAAACAAGGAUAUCCAGGACACGUACUUAUGGAAAAUGAUGUACGGUAAAGAAAAAAACGACAACAUUUGGAGCCACUUGCUACAACCCAAAGUGGAGUGCGUCGAUAAGACUUGCCAUUUUUACGAUCACCAGGAAAAAGAUAGACGAGUGACGACGCCUGUCAGUUUGCUGGACUUGCCUGAUAAAACGUUUAGAGCGUUAAAGCAAAAGUCGAAAAGGAAAACCAUAGAGAAGCUGGCGCCAUACCUUUUCGAUCCGAAAGAGGAAAGGAACAACCAGUCGCUCAUAGUAAUGCCGGUGAGGGUGCAUUACGACAAUCCCCCAAUGCAAAUUAUCAAACAUAACAUCUCAGAGGAGCCCGAAAUAAUCCCGUGCGCUACACCUAAACCCGCUAAAAGAGUCAAAACGUCGAAAUUGGGACCGCCCAGCAUGAAGGAGGUGAAAUCGGAGAGGGCCAAGUGGGUCAGUCCAGUCAAAUCUAAGAAAAGAAUCACCAGUGUACAAUCGACUCCAAAAACUAACGUCAGGGUACACAAGGUUGACGAUAUGAAGAAAGAAAAACAUUCGGUGUCUAAAAAAGAUAUGAGCAAACCUCUCACUGCCUUCGUACCGUCGUUCGACGACCCCCAACCGGAACCCCAAAAGUUGACGCCUCAACAAACGGCUUACAAGAAAGCUAUCAUGAGGAACCUGAACCGAUUGAUGGAGAUCAAGCAAAAGGAAAAGAGAGAACAGCAAAAAAUCGCAGCCAAGGACUUGGCUCUGCAGCAGAAAUAUUUGGCUACCACAAAUUUUCCUCAUUACGCCCGGCCCACGAUUCAAAGUCAAAACUACUUCCAGAGAUCAGCGGUCGCUCAAAAUUCCGAUCAGAAAAUCGAUCCAGAGAAGAAACAUGUGGAAUCUAAUGCUACGAGCGCCAUAAAAAAAUUGGCCGACAUCAAACCAGCGGCCGACCAACGAAAAUUCUCCCCCAGAGCUGUCGACAUUGAACCCGUCUUCAGCGACACCAAAUCAGACUUCGAAAGGAAAAUGUUGUCGUACAAGUACGGAAAAAGCGUCGGUGACAAAUUGGUUUCUUUCUUGAAUCAUCAGCCGCCUUCGCCGCAUUUGGUGAUACCGCCGCCAGAUUUGCUGAUGACUCCACCACCGCCGCCGCUGUCGCCAACCGACACCUCCAAUAUUCCCAAAGUAGGCUCUGCGACGGGCGGCAAAUUUCUCCUCAAUCCGAAUUUGAUGAAGGGGGACAAUGCAAAGAAUACACCCCUGGCAACCACUAUGCAUAAACCAACUAUCAACCACAGACAGGUGCUGUUACAUUUAAGAGGGUUAAAAAAGAAGAACAGCCAAAUUCAGAACAACAUUCAGAAGACUAUUUCCGUCAUUGAGGACAAAAUGGUCGACAUUUUAAACGCCCCUGGGAAUAACACGAGUCUGGAAGCGUUCGACAUUAUGGAAAAAGAAAUUACAAAGGUUUUGAGUAUGAUGAAGUCACAGGGAGCGAACAGUGCUGCCAACAAUAGAGAUAAAGAACUUUUAUUGGAAAACAACCUUCAAGAUAUUUCGAUCGAACUGUUUAGCAAACUUGAAAAAAUCUUAGAUUCUGAACAUUCGAAAGAAGCCACCUCGGCCAGCGAAACUGACGGCAAAGUCACCGUACGAUCUAGCGGCGAGUGCAAGAAAAAGAAGUCGAGAAAGGGUGCCGACAGAUCUUCCUCCGUAACCACCUUACUCACCGAAGAAAAAUACCGAGAAUCCCAACGCAGCGCGAGGCAAAAAACAAAUAAACCAGCUCAGGCCCAAUCGGAAACCAAACUCAAAACUCAAAACUACAUGCCGGCUGAAAAAGAAAGCAUCGCAACGCUCGGAAACGAACUCGCCAUGGGAGAAAACAUCAACAACGACGACGAUAUCAGCGAACACAUAUUCGACAAUAAAGAGGAUAUUGAAAGAGACCAAGGCGACCAACCCGACAAAGAAACCGUUACCAAAGCGAACGCGGAAUUCUCUGACAGCGAUCUAGACGUUAUCUGGGACUCCAACGAGCAGAUAGAGCGUUUGGACAAGCUUCUCAGGGAAUUACAGGAAGAGAACACAAACAAGAGAGACGAUAGAGACGAAGAAAACGACGAGGCGGUGCUGAAGAGACAAAACGCUACGACCCGAUUGGAAACUGUUUUGAGUGAAAGUAAAGCUGAAGCGGAAGAAGAGGAAGAUUCAGGAGAUUUGUUGGAAUCGAUAAGUUCUCGAAUUGAUGCAUUUUUGGAGUCACCGCGAUCAGAAGAAAUGCCGGUGUCUGCUCGUAUGGAAGAGUUGCCCGAGUCUGGUGACAGAGUUGGGAACGACUACUAUAAUCCCCAAAGUAAAGACUUUCCAUCUCCACGCGACCAAUGUUCGUCCACGGAUACUAAAGCCGAUAUAUCGUUGAGUACGCCUUGUAUAAACAACAUGUCAUCUUCAGAUUCAUCUCUGUCCGAAUUUCCGCAUAAGGAAGAUUCCAGCACUGUAUCUCCAAUAAACGAAACAACCAGUUCGGAUGAUGAAUUUUUGACGCCGCUCCGUACGGAACUAAACUUGACGUCACUCGACGACGACUUUUUAACCCCUCCCGAAGAUCUACUAUUAGCUCGUUUAGAAGAGGACGCUUUAUCCUCGCCCGACGAGCAAAUGUUUACACCAUCUGGGGACCAAAAGGAAGACGAACUACCGUCGCCCCUUCAGGAAGAACUUUGGACGUCUCGUGAUGAAAUGCUGUCGCCACUCACGGCCGAAAUACUGACGCACCCUUCGGAAAUGUUGACGAUACAUACGGACGAAAAAUUGACUCCACUGACUAACGAAAAGUUAACGGGACUAACAGGCGAAAAGUUGCCACUUUCAGAUGCACUGUUUGUCAUAUCUAAUGAGGAAAUGUCGCAGUCGUUGGAGGACGAAAUGUCGCCCGGAGGAGUAAUCCUGGGAUCUUUGGACGAAAUUGAAAAUAACAUUGCUCCCGAUUCCGAAGAGAGUACAAGCGAUAUUAGUGAUCAAAUGAACGAGAUCAUCAAGAAGGUGGAGGACAUUUACGCGCAACUGAACGAUUUUCAAAUGCCUGUUGACGAAAAACCGGCGAUACCUGUAUUCUCGGACGAAAAGAACGUUCUUCAAGUACCCAGCGAAGAGUUCCUGACGCCCUUCAUGCACGCCGUGCGAGACACUCGCUCUAGACUGUCGGGAGAUAUCCCUAGCGCGCCCGCGGAUUCUCUGGAGUCCAGCCCCUCCUUCUGCAACAUCCUCAAUUUUUUAGACACGCUCAACGACAUCGACGCGGAAAAGGCCCAAGAGGUACAUACCACCCAGUUAUAUAACAGCGCCUAUUCUUAUUACACGCCUGGCGUGCUUCAUCAAGCCAACGAACAUAGCGAAACAGACAUGCACAGCUGUCUGAAAACGCGUGACGAUUUCAAACGUAAGAAAAAGGUCUCUUUUUCAGUGACUGAGGACGAAUUAUCGCAAGCCUCGCUUCAAGAACAUCUAUCUAAAUCUCUUAGUAACGUAAUCCACCUGGAAGUCGACUGCGUAAGUAUUGAAGAUCGUUCCGCCGAGGAGAUUCAACCUGACGACAGUUCGGAAUAUUCUUUCGCAUCCGCCGACGCCGUAUCUUCAACUGAAUCUCCGCGGACAGUGAUACCUUCAAAGGACCAUUUAGAACCACCGGCUACAAGCGUCCUAGCAAACGGUAGUUAUGGGAAGCAAAUCUCGUUGUUUAAAAAUCACACAACCAAAACAGAACCAAAGAUUGGACUAAUUGGAGAAUAUUCUAGUACGACGGAGCUGUUAAAAUUGGUACCAUCCAAAGAGGUAUUACUUAAUUUCGAGUACACCCCCUCGUUCUGCAAUUUAAUCAACUUUUUCGAUACUCUCAACGAGAUGGACGCAGAAACUGCACACGAGAUCCAUACAGCUCGGUUAUAUCAAACCGCGUAUGCGUACAGCAUUCCAAGUAUCUUGCACCAAGCUACAAUAGAAUACCCUAUAGAAUACAGUGUAACAACAGACAAGCAUAGCUGUUUAAGAAACUCCAACGAUGCCAAACAAAAGAAGAAAGUCUCCUUUUACGAGGUCAAAGAGGACGUAAGUGCUCAAUCAUCAUUUCAUAUGAUUAAACGCACUAAAACGUCCAUCGAACAACUGCCUCGACUUGAAAACAGUAAAACAAGCUCUCUCGCUGGUAGCAAAGAACAUCUGGAACAGCCGACGAAAUCAGAUUCAGGAAGCAAAGUAGUUCAAAACGUCACAUUUGACAGUUCCAAUGACAGUUCGGAAAAGGAAGAUUCCUACACGUUUGGCGACACGACGCCACCUUCAGAGACCGUCAGAAAUACUUCUGAAAUAUCGAUAGUUGAAGAAAAUAAUGACAAUAAUUGUAGUAGCACCAACAUAAUGAUAACAAACCGACGAACUGUCGAUACACCCAGUAUUACGGUGAUCAGAGAGUAUUCAAAUGGGGCCGAUUGGUCGGGAGGGCCGAAAAAAUUUAAUUCGCCUACAUAUGCGCAGUUGGUGCCGUCCAAGGAGAUGUUGAUGAACUUCAAAGACAACAACGUUGUGUUCUUGAAGUCAUUCUACGCCUUCAUGUAUCUGCUGGUCUUCACGGCACUGAAUAUGGAGUACAAAUGUUAUUGAGUUGGACAUUUUUUUUAAAUGUGUGUUAGAAAAUUAAGGAAUCAUUCGUGUGAUUUUUUACUAAGAAUGGUUAAAGGUAUCCAUUAUUGUGUGUGUAUCAAGUUUUUUGUAACUAUAUUGGCAAGUAAAACAUUUUUCCGCCAUUGUCUUUUUUUUUUGUUGAAGAG
This is a messenger RNA of Psylliodes chrysocephalus, 7368 nucleotides long. The record is from the annotation of a GenBank genome assembly. Lineage: Eukaryota; Metazoa; Arthropoda; Insecta; Coleoptera; Chrysomelidae.